UUUGAGGACCCAGUAGCCGGCCUAGGGACCGUGUCUAAGCAGCCCAGGCUUCUCCCCAGAUCUUCUGUCCAGAUUGUGGCUGUGAAGAAGUUCGGAACCACGGACAGCUCCACAGUCCUCCCUCUCUGCUUGAGAAGAGAAACCCCUGACUAUUCCUGCUCUGGAGACACUGGUGGUUCUGUGUCGGGGAAGGACUCUACAUCUGGAAAGAUCUAUCUUUAUGGCUCUGCCAGCUUCUCCCUCUACAGCCAGGGUGCUUCCAAAGAUAGCUCCAGGGACACAAAGUCAGGAUACGCACCCCUCUGGGGGCUCGAAGCUGCUGGACUCAAAGCUGCCGGUGUCAUUGUUUCUACAAUCAGUUCAUGUUCUUCGCUGACGUCAGUCGGAGCUGUCCUGGUGCUAUAUAAGGCUGGCGGCGGUCCCGGGACAGACCCCGUGCUCCCCAAGGCGUCUUCAGUCCCCGGGGACAGAGUGGAGCUCCAUCUUGCACUGGGCAGACACUCCGAUAACCUGGCAGGCGGCACCAUGAUACAGAGGGGACGCGCUACGCUCCUGGUGGCGUUGCUGCUCUUGGCACAGCUGCGCCCGGAGAGCAGCCAGUGGAGCCCAGCGGCUGCGGCGGCAACUGGGGUCCAGGAUCCGAAUCUGCGAUGGAGCCCUGGAGUGCGGAAUCAGGGCGGCGGCGUCCGCGCGCUCCUCUUGCUGUUAGCGGAGCGCUUCCCGCGCCGUGCAGGAUCUGAGCCUGCGGGCGAGCGGCAGAGACGGGACGACCCUCCGCUGUCCAUCGACCUCACCUUCCACCUGCUGCGGACCCUGCUGGAGCUAGCUCGGACACAGAGCCAGCGCGAGCGCGCAGAGCAGAACCGCAUCAUAUUCGAUUCGGUGGGCAAGUGAUCGGCCCCGUAUGGGGUCACGAAAGCCUUGACCCUUUCCCUUACCUACCCUGGGGCUGGAACGCGCACAACCGGAGCUGUCUCAGUCCCGCGGUGCAGCGCCGCCCAGAGUCACCCUGAAUACUCUGAGUGGUUAUUUUUUAAUAAAACUGCCCAAGAGCUUA
Messenger RNA from Mus caroli (Ryukyu mouse), 1057 nucleotides. RefSeq names its product urocortin (gene Ucn). The record is from RefSeq and is a predicted model, not a curated record. Lineage: Eukaryota; Metazoa; Chordata; Mammalia; Rodentia; Muridae. Gene Ontology annotation, molecular function: hormone activity. Gene Ontology annotation, biological process: negative regulation of feeding behavior. Gene Ontology annotation, cellular component: extracellular region.